GCCUCCAAAUUCCUUCCAUCUUCCCAUCCAUCUUUUUAUCUUCCAAUUCUCUCUCUCUCUCUCUCUCUCUCCGAAAUCUGAAUUAUUUCUACCAAUUCUACGGUGAACAUGGAGGAUUCCAGAGCAAGAGCGACUCGGAGGAGUCGUCCAACUUCUUCUACAGCAACCGCGACCGUCUCAUGCGACACCAAGGACCCUGCGAGCUUGGGCAAUCUGGUGACGGAAUCUCUUUCUACAGAAUGGACAGAUGAGAAGCACAGCUUGUACCUCAACUCCAUGGAAGCAUCAUUUGUAAACCAGUUAUAUGAAUCCAUGGAUCUGCUAGGUUUUUGCCGCUCGUCAGAUCCAACGUAUUCCAGGAAAAAGCAUUUCAGCACCCUUACCCCUUCUGGCCAGUUUAAGGUUCAUCGAAAUGGCAACUGGCAGAGGAUUAAUUUUGAAAGAGCUGCUAAUCUUCAGCUAAAGAAAGCAGAUGGGUCUGAUGUUUUUCUGGAAAAUCCUUGGAUCCAACACUAUCGAACUAGAUGCGUACCCCACGUUGUAGCAUCAGCAGAUCUCCGAAAAAAUGGUGCAUCCACAAGUCAAGCAUUGGAUUUGAUUGGGAAUAAGGCUGCUUGUUAUUCGAAGCAGAUUCAUGCGAGUGACUCUCAUCUGUGCCAUCACAAUUUGGUUGGCAGCGACACAGCUUUUGCAGAGGUUUCGGAUCAAAACUUUGUUGAUGAAGAAGUUGAAGGAGAAAAGGAAAGCCAAAUUUGCAAUGCGAAAAGGACGAAUUCUUUUAUAACCGAUGCUUCUAGCAAUGAUCAGGUUGUUCCACACAAUGAAUCUUCCGCAGCAGCAGCAGAUGUUACCAAGAACUGCAUUUCUGCGGCUAGAUAAAGGAGUACUUCACCGGUGACUGGCAGACAGAUAACAAGACUAACAAGUGUGACUACCACCUAAUCAGAAGGUUUUAUAUUCUCUGUGUGUGUAUGAGAGAGAGAGAGAGAGAGAGAGAGAGAGGCAUUGAGGAUUCCCUGCCAUUAAUUUGUUGUAAGUGGUUAUUACUGCUGCUACAUACAGAUAUGGAUAAUGUUGUAUAUAUCUUUUAUUUUUGUAUUUUUUUUUCCCCUCCAUGUCAUCGAUAGUACUAUUGCCAUUCUGCAACUAUUCUACGACUUUGGCCGUGCUGGAAAUGGGAGUACUGAUGAUCUGCUGAGAGAUGUUUUCCAUGUUUCUUUCGGAUGUUCUGUAAUGAAUUUCUGUUGAAUCUAUGGAAAAAUAUUUGUAUGUGUUGAUUUAGCA
Molecule: messenger RNA, 1284 nt
Organism: Alnus glutinosa
Lineage: Eukaryota; Viridiplantae; Streptophyta; Magnoliopsida; Fagales; Betulaceae
Product: cold-regulated protein 27
Exons: 5
Coding region: 109-879 (256 amino acids)
Biological process (GO): regulation of circadian rhythm; response to cold
Source: RefSeq, a predicted model, not a curated record